Molecule: messenger RNA, 426 nt
Organism: Saprolegnia parasitica CBS 223.65
Lineage: Eukaryota; Oomycota; Saprolegniomycetes; Saprolegniales; Saprolegniaceae
Exons: 3
Coding region: 1-426 (141 amino acids)
Source: RefSeq, a predicted model, not a curated record
AUGAGCACCGAGCGCUUCCUCGUCGACGACGAAGACGACAUCGUACUCGCCCGCCUCAUGGCCGUGGCGCCGAUGACGGUAGAUGGAUGGCCCUCGGCCUACGCGUCGACCUACCCCAUGGCCCUCAAGGGCAUCGUUCCAUCGGCCGAGUUCAAUACGUGCAUCGAGGCUAUCAACCAAGCCGUGAGCGACUACUACCCGUGCAUUCCAUGCUACAGCUGCGGGUACCUCUGCUGCCUCUCGACGCUAGGGCUCUCGCUGCUCGUGCGGCAGCCCUGCACGACCGAGCUUGAACAAGCGGUCGAGAUGGUGCUCAAGCGCGUCAACAAGCGCGAGACGUUCCUUUUUCGCGGCCUCGUCUGGAAGCUCAAGCGACCCCGCCACACGUACACGUCCUGGAUCGAGAUCUGCCAAGUGGCGUGUUGA